Messenger RNA from Cercospora beticola, 1883 nucleotides. RefSeq lists its product as uncharacterized. Gene Ontology annotation, molecular function: transmembrane transporter activity. Lineage: Eukaryota; Fungi; Ascomycota; Dothideomycetes; Mycosphaerellales; Mycosphaerellaceae. The record is from RefSeq and is a predicted model, not a curated record. Gene Ontology annotation, cellular component: membrane. Gene Ontology annotation, biological process: transmembrane transport.
UCGCUUUCUUCAGCAUGUCUGGUGAACUAAGCCCACCAGGCGAUCAGCGCCGUGGUUCCUACGAAUCUCAAAGCUCGUCAAAGAAGUCGUCGCCCGAUGCAUCGCGGUCACAGAGUCAGGUGCGGGAGAACUCAGAAUGGCUCACCCAACCUGGCCGUCAGGUCUCCAUCGACGAUAGAUCUGGCACCUCCACCCACAGAAAAGAGAGCACCUCCCAUCACCACUCAGCGGCGCGACUUCCGAAUGGACGCACAAUAGAAAUCGAAACGCCUCGAGGACCGAUUCGAAGAGAGACUUUCCACUCACUUGCAGCCAUGUCAGGGCGCAAUAACAGCGAUGAUGUCGCUGACAAGGAAGAACCGACGUGGCCGACGGAUUGGAAAGCAUACGUUUGCCUACUGGCCGGAUUCUGCUUGAUGUUCAACUCAUGGGGUCUGGUCAAUGCAUACGGUACAUACGCAUCCUUCUAUAUGAACUUUCUUAUGACGGGGAAGGAUCUGCUGUAUUUCAACCUCAUCGGAGGAACACAGUCUGCCGUGGUGUUGGGACUAUCUGGAAUCGUGGGCCGCUUUCUGGACGCUGGCUUCACUCGUGAAUUAAUAGCCCUCGGCACUGUACUGGUGUCGGUGGGCACACUCACGUUAGGCUUCGUCAACGGCGACGGCGGAGAGAACCAAGGCAAUUUCGCACUGACCUGGCUCACGCAAGGUUUCAUCUCUGGUCUCGGAAUGGCUUGCUUCUUCGUCAGCUCUUCUCAAGUGGUCGCUACGUGGUUCAAGAAAAAGAAGGGAUUCGCCAUCGGCAUCGUGGCAUCAGGAGCCAGCAUUGCAGGCCUGGUGUAUCCAAUGAUGACGAAAUUCUUGAUCGACUCCUCAGGCUUCAACGCCGCUGCACGAUGGGUUUCGCUCGUCGUGUUUCUUACUUCGUGCCUCGCGUUUGCAUGCGCAAACCCGAAUCCAAAGCACAUCAUCCGCAAGCCUGACGAUUGGAUGCGAUGGGACGUCUUUGUCGACUCUCACGCAUUUCGAAACAAAUCGUACGCCUCGUUCGUAGCCGCGAUCGCCUUCUUAUUCCUUGGAUUCUACGCAAUCUUCUUCAACCUCGAAGAAUGGGCAUUCUCGAACGGGAUCGGAUUUCGAAGGUCGACCGGCGCCGUUGGUCUGAAUGCUGGCUUGCCAGAAAAACCCGCCGACGGGAAGAUCGAGACCUUCUGGCUGCUGGCGAUCAUGAAUGCUUGCUCCACUAUCGGGCGAUUGUCAUCGUCUUACUUCUGUGACCGUAUCGGAGCUCUCAAUGUCCAUUGCAUUGUAACACUCGUGUCAUCACUUCUGACACUGAUACUCUGGACACUGGCCAGCGGCUUCCCCUCAGCUCUUGCGUUCGUCAUCUUCUUUGGAGCCUUCUCUGGCGCGGUCAUCGGUCUCCCUCCAGCAUCUGUCGCCUACAUUCUGGGACCCACUCCUGAAGCUCAAGCCAAACUCGGACAGUGGACUGGCAUGAUGUAUACCUGUGCUGCGAUACCUGCACUUAUUGGACCAGUGAUAGCUGGACACAUGAUCACAGAGUAUUCGACAUACCUCACCGUGCAAAUGUGGGCGGGAGUGUGCUUGCUGCUGUCUGCAGGCUGUAUGGGCCUCGCAAUCUAUUUUCGGCAGACAAUGAAGAGACCAGAAGGGCCAAAGGGACCAAAGGACCCAGGUAACACACCACCAAAUACUCGCCAACUGUCCCAGGUGACGGACUCAUCAUACGAUCUGGAGAAGAACGAGUCCAAGGAGCGGGUCUAACAUCAACAUUAAUUGCAUAUUGUUUCGGGCAAGGCGUUGGGGAAUGAAUGGGAAUAGAGAUGGCAAAUACCACAGCUUCUGGGUUCGGCAAAAUGG